UCUACAGAUGCCUAGUGGAGAAAUAGAAUUUUUUAAAUUUCAAAAUUUUUUAAAACUUUUGUUAACAAAAAAAAAUAAUAAUAAUAAGAAUAAAGAAAUAUAAAAGUGAUUAAAGUGAAAUCGCAAAAGAAAGAACUUAAAUAUUUUUUACUAUUUUUUGCCGGCUAAUAAACCAAAAAACAACUAUACAAAAAAUACGAAUCAAAAAUAAAAAUGUUUUCACUUCUACGGAAUUACCCACAAAUACAGGCAACUAUUGCUUGUUCAACCGUUAUAAAAUGCGGCGGCGUAAACCAGCAAAUAUCAAAAACUCACACAAAGCGUGCAAUGUCUCUACGUCAAGAUGUAUUGGCUCCUGGGAGGCACAGCACAAAACAAACGUUUAGUUCGAAGGCGCAACAGAACUAUUUUGGAACUAGAAUACGUGAAAUAUCAACACUGGAACGACACAACGGACGUGCAUUGAUGUCGGAAGAAGAGAUGAGCAAUUUCAUGGCAGUGUAUCCAGAUAUUUUAAAUGAGCUAACGGAGAUAGCUGAGAGAUAUAAAAGCGAAGAGGCUGCCGCAUGGUUCAGAAAGUCCCUAGAGUAUAAUUUAUCGUUAACAAAUAACAAGAAUGGCCUCAUAACGGUAUUAACCUACAAAAGCUUGGCAAAUAGUGAAGUGCUCAAUGCGGAAAAUUUAAAAUUGGCGCGCAUACUCGGUUGGUGUUUCGAAAUGAUGAUCUGUUUCAUAUUAAUCACCGAUGACAUAGUGGACCGAAGCACGACACGUCGCGGCAAGAUUUGUUGGCAUCACCUAGACGGUGUGGGUCUCAGUGCCAUAAACGAUGCACUACUAAUUGAGAAUGGCCUCUACGAAUUGCUCCAUAAGCAUUUCCGUCAUUUGGAUUGCUAUGCCGAUUUGUUGGAGUUAUUUCAGCAGAACAUUUUCAAAUGCAUAUGCGGCCAGACCUUAGAUAUACUAUUAACUAAAAGGAAUGUCACCACCUUCAAUAUGAACACCUACAAAUCGCUUGUGUUGAAUAAGACUUCCUGUCAUUUCUUCUAUUUGCCCAUCUUCUUGGGUCUACAUUUGGCGGGUGUAAGGGAUCCGGAAGUUUUCAAAGAAUCCGAAGCCAUAAUAUAUGAUUUGGGUAACUACUUCCAAGCACAAAAUGAUUUUCUAGACGUUUUUGGUAAUCCGGAAAUCACUGGAAAAAUUGGCUCAGACAUACAAUCGAAUAAGUGCUCCUGGUUGGCGGUGAAGUGCAUGGAGCAUGCAAGUGAAGAGCAGAAGGCUGUCAUGGCAGAGUGUUAUGGGCAAAAUGACCCCGAAAAGGUUGCACGCGUUUUGCAAGUCUACCAAGAAUUGAAUAUGCCCAGCCUCCAUGCCAAAUAUGAAGAAGAAAAAUACAAUCGGAUUUUGAGAAAUAUCCAACAAACAUCAGAUGCUGCGCCGAAGGAUGUUUUAUUGGAAGUGCUUAAUCAAAUUUAUGUUAGGGAGAUUAAAUAA
Molecule: messenger RNA, 1494 nt
Organism: Ceratitis capitata (Mediterranean fruit fly)
Lineage: Eukaryota; Metazoa; Arthropoda; Insecta; Diptera; Tephritidae
Product: farnesyl pyrophosphate synthase
Exons: 8
Coding region: 214-1494 (426 amino acids)
Biological process (GO): trans, trans-farnesyl diphosphate biosynthetic process
Cellular component (GO): cytoplasm
Molecular function (GO): dimethylallyltranstransferase activity; (2E,6E)-farnesyl diphosphate synthase activity
Source: RefSeq, a predicted model, not a curated record